Pezoporus occidentalis (night parrot) is the source of this 4212-nucleotide messenger RNA. It is a transcript of the gene ERN2, whose product is annotated as endoplasmic reticulum to nucleus signaling 2. The transcript has 22 exons. The record is from RefSeq and is a predicted model, not a curated record. Gene Ontology annotation, molecular function: RNA endonuclease activity; ATP binding; protein serine/threonine kinase activity. The coding region runs from base 175 to 3072 and encodes 965 amino acids. NCBI's taxonomy places the organism in Eukaryota, Metazoa, Chordata, Aves, Psittaciformes, Psittacidae. Gene Ontology annotation, cellular component: IRE1-TRAF2-ASK1 complex. Gene Ontology annotation, biological process: IRE1-mediated unfolded protein response; intrinsic apoptotic signaling pathway in response to endoplasmic reticulum stress; protein phosphorylation.
GAAGCUGGAUGCCACGGGACGGGGUCCGGGCAGAGCCCCGCGCACCCGGGCGGGGCGGCGGGAGCCGGUGCGGGGGGGACCGGGGGAGGGCAGGAAGCCGCGUCCUGGUCCCGCCCCGGCCCCGCUGACUCACGACGCGGCGAUAAGAGCGGCCCGGCCCGGCCCUGCACGCCGAUGCCCCGGGAUGUCCGGUACGCGCGGGCCAUGGGCGGCCCCGCCGCGCCGCUGCCCCGUGGGCUCCCGCUCCCGUUGCCGCUGCUGCUGCUGCUGCUCCCGGCGCAGUGCCUCAAGGGCGGUGCUGUGACUGUCCCAGAGACGCUGCUCUUUGUAUCCACUCUGGAUGGAAACCUCCACGCAGUGAGUAAGAGCACAGGGGACAUCAAGUGGACCCUCAAGGAUGAUCCCAUUCUGCAGGUGCCAGUCUAUGUGGCAGAACCAGCGUUCCUCCCAGACCCCAAUGAUGGCAGCCUGUACAUCCUGGGGGGGAAGAACAAGGAAGGCUUGAUGAAGCUCCCAUUCACCAUCCCAGAGCUGGUGCAGUCCUCGCCUUGCCGCAGUUCGGAUGGGGUGCUGUACACCGGGAAGAAGCAGGACACGUGGGUCAUCGUGGACCCCAAGUCAGGGGAGAAGCAGACCACGCUCUCAACAGAGGCCUGGGACGGUCUGUGCCCAUCCAGUCCCCUGCUCUACAUUGGCCGGACCCAGUACAUCAUCACCAUGUAUGACACCAAGUCACGGGAGCUGCGCUGGAACGCCACCUUCUCCGAGUACUCAGCACCGCUCUGCGAGGAGCAGUACCACUACAAGAUGGCUCACUUUGCAUCCAGCGGGGACGGGCUGGUGGUGACGCUGGACAAGGAGAGCGGGGAGAUGCUGUGGGCACAGAACUACGGCUCGCCCGUGGUCGGCAUCUACGUGUGGCACCAGGACAGCCUGCGCCGCGUCCCCCACCUCAACCUGGCCAUGGAGACCCUGCGCUACCUCACCUUCCACUCGCAGGACAUCUACGUCCCCAAGUGGAGCCACCAGUCCCUGAAGGACUUCACCAGCACCAAGACCCAGCUGCUGCCAGCGCUGUACGUGGGGAAGCACGCAGCCAGCUUCUAUGCCCUGACAUCCCUGGUCCACAGCAGCGUGGCGCUGGUGCCGCAGGGCAUCACGCUGGCCAGGAUCGACGGCCCCACCACGGAGGAGGUGACCAUGAGGGAGUCGGGGGAGUGCGAGAUCACACCCAGCACUGACGUCAAGUACCCGCAGGGCAGCAUCACCGCGCUCCGCAACCAGUGGCUCCUCAUAGGGCACCAUGAGCUGCCCCCCGUGGUGCACACCACGAUGCUGCGGGCGUUCCCAGAGAACCUGCGGAAGACGACAGAAACCAUCAUCCCCAGGGCCCCGUCUGCCAGGACCCUGUUCGAUGAUUUCCUGGCCCCAAGCAGUGCGGAGGAGCCGGCCCUCCGCAGCGAGGAGCAGUUCCCAUCGGAUCCUGCACCAGGGGAGCAGAUGGAGGUGUACCCUGAUCCCAGUGCAUGGGACCUGGUGAUGGCUGCUGUGGGCACGGCUCUGCUGGGCGGGGGGGUCCUGUUCCUCCUGUUCACAAGGCUGCAGAGGCAGCACGUGGAGCAGCAGCAGCAGCUGGAGAAGCAGAUUCAGCUCCUGCAGCAGCAGCAGGAGAUGCUGCUGCCCGGCCGGGCCUCCAGGGAGGCUGCUGCUGCGGAGCCGGGGCUGAGCCAGGGCAGCGCAUCCCAGCCCUCACAGGGCCCCUCAGCCCACCAGAAGGAGCUGGCUAAUGGGACAGCCAGCCUGGAUCCCGCUGCGCCGGCGGCCGCUGCAGAUGCAGAACCAGACAUGGUUGUGGUUGGGAAAGUUUCCUUUAACCCCAAGGAUGUGCUGGGCCACGGAGCUGGAGGAACCUUUGUCUUCAGGGGACGGUUCGAGGGCCGGAACGUGGCCGUGAAGCGCCUCCUGCCCGAGUGCUUCCACCUCGUGGACCGCGAGGUCCGGCUGCUCCGGGAGUCCGACGAGCACCCGCACGUCGUGCGCUACUUCUGCACCGAGAGGGACAAGCAGUUCCACUACAUCGCCAUCGAGCUCUGCUCCGCCACGCUGCAGGAGUAUGUGGAAAGCCCCAGCUUUGACCGCCGUGGCCUGGACCCGGUGUCUCUGCUGCACCAGACCAUGUCAGGGCUGGCUCAUCUCCACUCCCUCAGCAUUGCCCAUCGUGACCUGAAGCCCUGUAACAUCCUCAUCUCUGUCCCAAACCCCCACGGGCAGAUCCGAGCCGUCAUCUCCGACUUUGGCCUCUGCAAGAAGCUGCAGGGGGGACGACAGAGCUUCAGCCUCCACUCUGGCAUCCCUGGCACCGAGGGCUGGAUCGCACCCGAGGUGCUGCAGGAGGCUCCGAAGGAGAACCCGACGUGUGCUGUGGACAUCUUCUCAGCCGGCUGCAUCUUCUACUACGUGUUGUCAGGGGGACAGCACCCAUUUGGGGACAGCUUGCGGCGACAGGCCAACAUCUUGUCAGGCUCUUACCAGCUGAGCUGCCUGGAGGAAGAAGCUCAUGACAAGCUGGUUGCAAGAGACCUGAUUAUGGCAAUGAUCAGCCCUGAGCCCCAGCACCGGCCCUCGGCCCCCGUGGUCCUUGUGCAUCCCUUCUUCUGGAGUCAGGAGAAGCAGCUGCAGUUCUUCCAGGACGUCAGCGACCGCAUCGAGAAGGAGCCCGCUGAGGGGCCCAUUGCCUCUGCCCUGGAGGCGGGCGGGCGGGCGGUGGUGAGGACCAAUUGGAGGAUGCACAUCUCCCUGCCGCUGCAGGCCGACCUGAGGAAGUUCCGCACCUACAAGGGGGCCUCGGUGCGAGACCUGCUGCGGGCCAUGAGGAACAAGAAGCACCACUACCACGAGCUGCCGGCCGAGGUCCGCGCCGCCCUGGGCUCCGUCCCCGAUGCCUUUGUGCACUACUUCACCUCCCGCUUCCCCCGGCUGCUGCUGCACACACACGGGGCCAUGAGGGUCUGCGCCCACGAGCGGCUCUUCCGCUCCUACUACUGCCAGGGGCCGGCAGGCGAUGGGAAGUGAGCAGGAUGCACCCCGGGACCGCGCCAGGCUCCGCGGCCGCUUGUCCCUGGAGCAGCCCCGGGCGCUCUCCGGUGUCCCUGUCUCCUCCAUGGGAUGAUGGGGGUCUCAGGACCGGGUUGCUCAGUGUGCAAGUGGGUUACAAGCAGCAUGACCCAGAGGAGCUGAGCACGGGGCAGCGCUGCUCCUGCCCGGGCUCUCCUGAGCCCAAGAGGGAUCCUCCGGGACACCCGCCUUUGCAAAUGCUUGCCUGAAAGCACCUGCAUCAGAGAUCCGGUGGCUGCCGGUGGACACGGAGCUUCGGGAAGGAAGAAGCAAAUGCGCUGUAUUUGCCUGAGGGUGGCUGCAGAGCAGGGCACCAGCAGAGCAGCACAGGCAGGCUGGGGCCAGGUCCCAGCAGGGCGCGCAGUGGGGAUCAGGGAGCUUCACCCCGUGCCACAUGCCUGGGAGAGCGGUUCUCUGAGUGCGUCCAACCUGGCUGUGACCUGGACUGAUAACUUCUUCAUAGCAUCAGACUGGUCAGGGUUGAAGGGACCUUAAAGCUCCUCCAGCUCCAACCCCUGCCACGGGCAGGGACACCUUCCACUGGAGCAGCUUGCUCCAAGCCUCACUCUUGACACUGGAGGUGAUCCCUCAGCACAGCAGAGGCACACCAGGUCAGCUCCUGGUACCACCCCAGGGCUGCUGAGGACAAGGCAGCACCAACCUGGAGGGGGCUGAGGGGCCUCCAGGACAAUCCCAAUAAUGAAGUUUUUAACCUCAGCUGGGCUGAGAAAUGCUUUUGUCCCUUUUGGUUGCUGCAGCCUGUGACCAGGCCUGGCCCAGAGCAGAGUGGUGCAGCUCUGGGAGCUGUUGUCCCAGGACACCAAGGCAGGGAUCACCCCCGGGAUCCUCCCAUCUGUUACCCCACAGCCUCCCUGCUGCCCCAGGGCUGUUCUGGUUUAUAGCAUCCCCGUGGGCAUGUAUUUAAUGCAGCAAGGUUUCCUCUUGGGAAUGGCAAUAAUUGUGUACAGUGUGAUUCCUCUGUGCCGGGGUGUGGGAUUUUGUCAUGCAGGUAACAAGGGGUUUGUACCUGGUUUCUUUUCAGGAUGCUGUAUGGUCUAGAGCCUUUUAUACUAAAUGUUAUUAAAAAACAACUGAAGA